AUGGGACACGCGUUGGAUUGGAUCCCGGGCGGGGCGGUGCAGUCGUCCCUCCUGGGGGCGGCGGUGGUGGACUUUGGGAUCCAGCUCGUCGGUUGGGCCGCGGCGAGCGCGAUGAAGACGGAGAAGUUUUAUGACGUUCUGGGAAGCGUUGCGUUCGCGUCGACGGCGGCGAUGACGCUCGGGGGGUCGGUGAUGCUGCCGAGACAGAAGUUGGUGAGCGGAUUGGUGCUCGCUUGGACGGCACGGUUGGGGAUCUUCCUCGGCGCGCGGGCGCAUCGGGACGGAGGCGACUCGCGGUUCGACGGCGUGAAGGAUAAACCGGCGACUUUUGCGGUGUACUGGUUCUUGCAAGGGGUGUGGGUGUGGGUGACCUCGUUGCCAGCGUAUCUCGUCAACGGUUCCCCGGGACAACUGCGUGAAUUGAACGGUGGAGAUUGGGCACUCUUGGCGAUUUGGUGCUUUGGGUUCGCGUUUGAAGUCGUCUCUGACGUACAAAAGUUCAUCUUCAAGUCGGAUCGAAAGAAUAAAGGGAAGUUCAUCAAACACGGCCUGUGGUCCUUGUCUCGUCACCCAAACUACUUUGGUGAGAUCGUCAUGUGGGCCUCCGUGGCGGGGAUCGCGGCGAACGGCUUGGCAGAGUCGAACCCGGGUCGGGCCAUCGGCGCCUUCGCGUCGCCGCUUUUUGUCACGUUUUUGCUCACAAAAAUGAGCGGGAUUCCAAUCUUAGAACGCAUGGGUGAUGAGAGGUGGGGCAGUGACGAGGACUACAAGAUGUACAAGAAGACGACUCCGGUUCUGAUCCCCAAAUUUCCAGGAAUGUGA
Molecule: messenger RNA, 822 nt
Organism: Ostreococcus tauri
Lineage: Eukaryota; Viridiplantae; Chlorophyta; Mamiellophyceae; Mamiellales; Bathycoccaceae
Product: 3-oxo-5-alpha-steroid 4-dehydrogenase,C-terminal
Exons: 1
Coding region: 1-822 (273 amino acids)
Biological process (GO): lipid metabolic process
Cellular component (GO): membrane
Molecular function (GO): oxidoreductase activity, acting on the CH-CH group of donors
Source: RefSeq, a predicted model, not a curated record